This is a messenger RNA of Hemisphaericaspora subhashii, 609 nucleotides long. RefSeq names its product 60S ribosomal protein eL13 (gene RPL13). Gene Ontology annotation, molecular function: RNA binding; structural constituent of ribosome. The transcript has a single exon. The record is from RefSeq and is a predicted model, not a curated record. Gene Ontology annotation, biological process: translation. Gene Ontology annotation, cellular component: cytosolic large ribosomal subunit; ribosome. Bases 1 to 609 code for a protein of 202 amino acids. NCBI's taxonomy places the organism in Eukaryota, Fungi, Ascomycota, Pichiomycetes, Serinales, Debaryomycetaceae.
AUGGCUAUCUCAAAGAACUUACCAUUAUUAAAGAACCAUUUCAGAAAGCACUGGGAAGAAAGAGUCAGAGUUCACUUUGACCAAGCCGGUAAGAAGGCUUCUAGAAGACAAGCCAGAUUAGCUAAGGCUGCCAAGGUUGCUCCAAAGCCAAUCGACACCUUAAGACCAGUCGUCAGAGCUCCAACUAUCAAAUACAACAGAAAAGUCAGAGCUGGUAGAGGUUUCACCUUAGCCGAAAUUAAGGCUGUUGGUUUAACUGCCAAAUACGCCAGAACUAUUGGUAUUUCCGUUGACCACAGAAGACAAAACAAGUCUCAAGAAACUUUCGAUGCCAACGUUGCCAGAUUACAAGAAUACAAGUCUAAGUUAGUUAUCUUUGACAAGAAGACCAAGGCCGCUGAAGCUGCUGCUUACGAACAAGUUUCUACUUCUGCCACCUUCCCAAUUGAACAACCUGCUCCAGAAGCUGGUGUCAGAGCCGUUGAAGUUCCAGAACAAUCUGCUUACAGAACCUUAAGAUUAGCCAGAUCUGACAAGAAAUACAGAGGUGUCAGAGAAAAGAGAGCUAAGGAAAAGGCUGAAGCUGAAGCUGAAAAGGCUAAGAAAUAA